Prunus persica (peach) is the source of this 1149-nucleotide messenger RNA. RefSeq lists its product as uncharacterized. The transcript has a single exon. The record is from RefSeq and is a predicted model, not a curated record. NCBI's taxonomy places the organism in Eukaryota, Viridiplantae, Streptophyta, Magnoliopsida, Rosales, Rosaceae. The coding region runs from base 1 to 1149 and encodes 382 amino acids.
AUGAGGCUUCUCUUUGAAAAGGUCCGGCAUCUGGAGAGCGAACAACAUCGCAGCCAUCAACCCUUCUGGUCAAAACCACGACCGGGGCCCUUUACUGAACGUAUCCUCCACUACCACCAGGAGAAAGAUAUCCAGCCGCUCCGCAUCGCCUUCUACACUGGCACGGAGGACCCUCUCACCCAUAUCCACUCCUUCCAGUCUGCCCUUGGGUGCAAAGGCCUCACUGACGAAGGCAUGUGCCUCCUCUUCCCUUCCACCCUUAGUGGCGCGGCCCCAAACUGGUUCUAUAAACUCCACCCCCGCACCAUCAACUCGUUCGACAGUCUCAAGCAGACCUUCCUGGAUCAUUUUAUGAUCCAGACUGAUCGCCUAUACUCCGCCGACGACUUGUAUAUGCUUCAGCAAGCUGAGGACGAACCCCUUCGGGAAUAUGCAGCCCGGUUCAGUCACGAAUACUACCGCUUCCCAGAGACUAACGAUCGCACUGCCUUUGGGGCUUUUAAGAGUGGCCUCCGCGAGUCCAACUUUCGCUACCUGGUUCAUAGCAAUAGUUGUAACACAUAUACAGAGCUAAUGAAGAAGGCAGCGGUCCAUGCCAAGGCUGAAUACUUUAAUUCUAAGCGUGGCCCAGCCAACUUGGCGCGUAACACUUUCGCUGAUCCUCCAUUUGCUUCAGUACCUCCUUCAGCCUCACCUCAACAUUCUAUCCCCGCCCCAAGCACCCAGGGUACCCAAAAACCAAAGCGGAAGGAUAGCUACCCGUACCCCUUCAGCAAUAACAAACGUGGCAGACAUGGCAACCACCACCAAUCUAGUGGAGGCAACCCUCCCAAGACAGCUGAUCGGGCCCCACUUCCAUUCACACCCAGGCCCAAGUUCGAGGUUUUUGCCACCCUCAACACCACCUAUGAGAAUGUCUUGGUGCGUGAAGCCCUUAUCAUCCCCAAGCCACCCCCCCGAAGACCAUCCAGCAAGCCCAUGCCAAACACGGGUGUCUUCUGCUGCUUUCAUCAAUUCAGCGGCCAAGACACCGAAUCUUGUGUUGCGUUGCGCAACAUAAUAGAAGGGCUCAUCCGUGAGGGAAAAUUGGACAGAUAUGUGCACAACCUAGCACCUCCGCCUAACCCCCCCAACAACAAAUCAACAUGA